This is a messenger RNA of Adineta ricciae, 963 nucleotides long. The record is from the annotation of a GenBank genome assembly. NCBI's taxonomy places the organism in Eukaryota, Metazoa, Rotifera, Eurotatoria, Adinetida, Adinetidae.
AUGUCUUCAGAUCUUGCUUUCUUUGCAACUCUAUCAACUAUACGAGAAAAUAUAUUCAAAUAUGGUGGAGUAUUUUUACUUUGUGCAGGUACUGUUAGUUGUGUUCUCAGUUUAUUUGUCUUCAGUAAAAAGGCUUUACGAAAAAACCCAUGUGGAAUUUAUUUGAUUGCAGCAAGUAUUGCAAAUUUUAUAAUGAUUUACAUAUCACUCUUAGAAACGACACUCUCAAUAGGUUAUAGGAAUGAUGUUACUGCAUCCAAUCUUAGUUUUUGUCGCAUAAAUCUUUAUCUAACAUUUGUCUCUGAUAAUUUAAGUUCAUAUUUUCUAAUUAUGGGAUCAAUCGAUCGUAUGUUACUCACUUCAAGGAAUGCUCUAACAAGACAACAUAGCACUUCUCGUCUUGCUUAUAUUAGUAUCAUUGGUAUAUCGAUUUUCUGGCUUGUAUUUCAUAUUCAUGCCCUUAUUUUACCAGAGAUUAUUCAACUUUAUCCAACGUAUUUCGCUUGUUAUUUCCCAUCCGGAUCAUAUUUAACAUUUAUUACGUAUUAUUUACUAAUCAGAAUAAUUCUAACAUUAUCAUUGAUGGUUACUUUUGGCUUAUUCACGGUGAGAAAUAUUCAAAAUAUGCGGCAAAAGCAGGUUUUACCUUCCGUACAAGGGACAGAAUCCUCAACACAUGUCACUGUGAAUACUGUACGUUCAAAAGAUCACUUACUUAUCCGAGUUUUACUAUUAGACAUUGCUGUUUAUAUGAUCUUUAACUUAUUGCUAGCGGCCAUCCUUCUUUAUCAACAAAUCAUCCAGAACCGACCAGUUAGUCUGUAUGACAGGCAAGUUGUGAUUUUUAUCACAGGUAUUGCCACUUUUAGUAAUUAUUUUCCAUAUUGUAUUGGAUUUUACACAAAGUUAUUCAUAUCAAAAGUAUUUCGAAAGGAAGUGAAAGCUUCUUUUUUAUGUGAAUAG